This is a messenger RNA of Heterocephalus glaber (naked mole-rat), 2558 nucleotides long. NCBI's taxonomy places the organism in Eukaryota, Metazoa, Chordata, Mammalia, Rodentia, Bathyergidae. The record is from RefSeq and is a predicted model, not a curated record.
AAGGAUCAGGGAGGUGCUGUGCUGCCUGGGGCGCUGGGUUUGGUGACCUUGGUGAGAGGCUUAAGGGGCCAGAAACGGAUUGCAGCGGGUGGUGGAGUGAAGGCAGGGAGAGCAGUGGAGCCAUCCACUGUCGACAGUGCUUGUGAAGGGCAGGGGACAGUUUCGACAGUAACUGCAGGAGGGAUGUUGGUUCAAGGGAGAGACAGACGCCUUUCUUCUUUUAUGGAGGAGAUGAGUGAUGUGUUUAAGUGCUAAUGGGAAGAAGGAUCCAGAAAAGUGGGAAAAGCAGAAUGUGCAGGUGUGAGAGGGACUCCCGAAUGUACAGGUUGUGAAGAGUGACACUGAGUUGUGCAGGAGUGCGGCUCGCCUCGGAGAGCGCACAGGAAGAGGAGGCAGCCUGUGGGCAGCAGGGGCCGGUGGCUUUCUUUGCUCUCCGCCACACAGAAUGUGAGGAAAGCAGCGGUGGGAUCCCCCUGUGGAGGAUGGGGAGCUGACUUGGGAAAGGGAGGCUCACCAGGCUGGGCAGAGGGUCCGUCUCCUGUUGGAGUCCUUGACUUUACAAUGAUCUCAGUCUGGGUGGAUUUCUACCGUGCGUGGUGGGAUUUCAGACAAAAAGCUGUCUUGAGGAGGCUAGGAAAUCUUCACUACUCUCAAAAUUAUUUUUAUAUGCUGCAUAAAACAGAAAACACUUUAAAGUUUUGGUCGUUUUAUUUACUAUUGUAAUUAGCCACUUACACCUGGGGACAUUUGAUGCCAAAGGUCCAGUAGAGCUGUGGCUUUUUCUUGAAUCCAUCCCAACUCCUUUUCUGCAUCAUGAUUUGUUGGUCCGACCUUUCUAACACUGAGGGGACUGAAACCAGCUUUCAUUCGGGGACUCAGAUCUUUCAGGAGAAAUUCCUGAGCAUUUCCCAUGUUCCUCGUGUAACUGGCCUCCAGCUGUGACCAGCAGGCCAUGCCUUGGCUGAGCCCUACUGGAAAUGCUGUUUGGUCUAUGAUGCCAAAGAGAGGGACUCUUCAAGUUCCUGUAUGUAGCACACAUCAUUCUUGCAGGUCUUCUCAUCAACCUGCAGGAGUGGUGUAUCACUAUUUCCAGAUGUCUGUGGGGAAAAUAGCCCCUGAGAUUGUGGCGGAGUCAUCACAGGACAUAAGCCCCAGACCAACAGGAAGACAGAAUGAUUCUGCCCCCAAGGAGGAGACCAACACCUUGCCUCAGGAGGAAGGGCAGGAAAAGCAAAAGGUCCAACAGGAAGUUGCUGAAUAUCCAUCUGGUAAGACUGCUUGCUCAAACCUGCUGCAAAGGGGCUUCUGUGAUAGCAAGGAGGAAAGGCUAUGGGGCUGGGCCCCUCAGCUCCUGCGAAAGGAAAGUUCUGGGAGGGCUGGUUUCCUGCCCCUGACACUCCCAAGAUGCAGAGCCUUGAAUGAGAAGGGAUCUAAUAAACCCUGGAGUUCCUGCCUCUACUGGUCCAGUGCCUCCUUUCAGGGGCCCCACAGCUGCUCAAACAAGCCCCAUCUGCCUGCAUCUGCACAUUCUCGACAGCUCCAGGGACACUGCUUCCUGCCCAGACUUGUCCCCCUAGUGGACACUCUGCAAGUGGCCCGUGUAGGACCUGGCAACUCUCUGACUCAGUGCCAGGUACCAGGCCAUGGCCUAGCAUGCUGCAAGCUGGGGAGCUCCCUGUCCCAAGGGCACUUACUAAAGUGGUUAUGGAGACCCUAGUUGAGAUGCUGCAGGGUUCUUGGGAGAAGAGGCCUUGGGUCGCUUCUGCUCUGUCUGGAGUUCCCUGUCCCAGGCUGUCUCAUGAACAGGGAAGCAGAUGGUACUUACUCAGCCUUGGGUGCUGUCUCCAUGGCAGAACAUGCCAUGAGGGAUGGGGACAGAGAUGAAAGAAACUGGUUCUUGCCCUAAGUUGGGUGGACUCCAGGACAACAAGGGUCGUAGGCCCAGAAGUCAGAGGAGGAAGACAGGCAUUGACAACCAUCUGGUGCAAACUCCUCAGUGGCAAAAGGGCAGCAGAAGCCCAGGGUGGAAGGGAGGGCCCCAGAGUUUGUGCAGUGUAAUGGCACAGCGAGGUCUAGAAGCAGGGUCUCUAUCUCUCUGCAGCCCACCUUACCUACUUCUCUGCCUCCCUCGUAGUCACACGGGUUGCACCCUCUCCCUAGGCCCCCACAGGCUCAUCCCCUAAUCUGACCUGGCCACUUAGAAGGUGGAGCCCUGGCCUGCAGCCCCAAGUGUCCUCUAACUCUAGCCAGGCCUGAGAAGCAACUCUACACUACAAGGGGCCUGGACAUCCACAUCUCUGAGGGGCCAGGAACUAAGACCAAUCUUGUCUUCUAGUGACACAGGGAGGUGGCUCACUCCUGGGCUCCCUCCAGGCCUUCCCAUGAAACUUCUGACAGAGCCCUGGUGUCAAUCCCUGCCUUCCUGAUUUCUCCACCUCUCUGGGGUGUCAUAUAAGAAGUUAGAUUACAGAUCUGAUGCCUGGCUGAGCACUGGCACCUGGUGUGUUGUAGGUGCAGUUGGAGCUGAAACCAGGGCCUCCAGCUGGAGUCCUCCUAUU